AUGACAAGGGAAUUUGAGGAUACUUGGGCGUAUAAUACAAUUGGUUCACCAUUUCCAGAUAAUCCUGUUAGAGUCAAAGGUCAACAGAAUAUGUAUGUUGCAUUGUGGUACAAAUUUGGAAAACCGAUUCAUGGACGAGCUUGGAACAAUAAUGGAAAUGUGGAAUGUUCAUUCCCGUAUAGUAAGGUGGAAUUAACGGGUGCUCGUGAUUUGGGUGGGCAAAUUCAAAUCCUGACAUGUAGUGAACAAGAUCCUGUGGAACAAUUCAAAAAAAGUGGUUUUUGGUAUGAAUGGCGCCCAUACAAAGAUCGUGAGAACGAUCAGUUGCUGCAAUUAGUACGAUGCGGUCAGUCAACUCCAGUUUUGAUGCCUACGAAGGACGGGAAUACUUUUCUUGGAUAUAUCGACAUGGGCAAAGAUGUCGCAAAUGUUGGUUACAAGGGUAAGAAUGAAACACUUGCAGGCGGCGAAAUCCAGAAUUUGUUGGUCCUAUUUCGAAAUAUUAAAGCUCCGCCAACUGGUAUUAAGAUUUAUGAAGACACUUGGAUUGAUCUCAAGUACCGUGAUCCAUUUCCGACAGCGAAGAAUCCGAUUCCUGGUGGCGGUCGUAAAUUGAAAAACGAUGAUGGCUCAGAGACAUAUAGCUAUGUAGCGCUGUGGUACAAGCAUGGUGAACCGGUGUUCGGACGAGCUUAUCCGGAUCCUGCCGGGAAAACAUUGGCGAGUUUUGGUUGGAAUGGCCAAGAAAAUGCAGGCGCAGAACUCGGGUCUAUGCAAAUGAUCGUUAUCCCGCAGCCCGAAAAUCUUGGUUUCGAAUACAAAUGGAUGUCAUACAAAGAAGUCAAGGGUGGCGCUGGUGCCUUUAAACCCUUGCAUGUUGGUGAUUGCGUACCGUGUGUGCUGAAAACGGCAAAGGGCGCUGAACUACUCGGAAAUUUGCAUAUGAAGAUGGAAAAAGCAACAGCUGGCUUCGGUGGCAAGGAUUCAGCGGUAGUUGGACCAGCUGUUAUGAAUUUCCUUGUACUUUGUCGAAACGGGCACAAAUGA
Messenger RNA from Brugia malayi, 1047 nucleotides. RefSeq names its product MFP2, putative. The coding region runs from base 1 to 1047 and encodes 348 amino acids. The transcript is spliced from 5 exons. Lineage: Eukaryota; Metazoa; Nematoda; Chromadorea; Rhabditida; Onchocercidae. The record is from RefSeq and is a predicted model, not a curated record.